UUUGUUACAGCGAACACCAGCUGCUCUCCGCGCCGGGCGCCGCUCGCUGCCGCUCCGCCGCUCGGCCCGCUCGGCUGCUCCUCCGGCUCUGCUUCCCUCGCCCGCCCGCGGCCCCUCGCAACUUGGCCGGCCUCCCCUUUGUCCAGCCCGGCCGCCGCCCCCCGCCCGGCGCCGAGCUCCCGCUCCCCGGGCCGGCUGCCCGCGGCCGCUCGGUGCCGGCUGGGCGCGGAGGGGGCGGGGGCCGCGGCUCGCCCCCCGCCGAUGAGCCGCCGCGGAGCGCGGGCGGACGAUGGAACUCCACAUCCUGGAGCACCGGCUGCAAGUUGCCAGCGUCGCCAAGGAGAGUAUCCCGCUGUUCACCUACGGCCUGAUCAAACUUGCCUUCCUGUCCUCCAAGACCAGGUGCAAGUUCUUCAGUCUGACGGAGACGCCGGAGGAUUACACUAUCAUUGUUGAUGAGGAGGGCUUCCUAGAGCUGCCCUCCUCAGAGCACCUGAGUGUGGCAGAUGCCACCUGGCUGGCCCUGAACGUGGUGUCCGGUGGUGGCAGCUUCUCCAGCUCCCAGCCCAUCGGUGUGACCAAGAUCGCCAAGUCAGUCAUCGCCCCACUGGCUGACCAGAACAUCUCAGUGUUCAUGCUCUCCACCUACCAGACGGACUUCAUCCUGGUGCGAGAGCGGGACCUGCCCUUUGUCACGCACACCUUGUCAUCAGAGUUCACCAUCCUGCGGGUCGUCAAUGGUGAGACGGUGGCAGCCGAGAACCUCGGCAUCACCAACGGCUUCGUGAAGCCCAAGAUGGUCCAGAGACCAGUAAUCCACCCGCUGUCCAGCCCGAGCAACAGGUUCUGUGUCACCAGCCUGGACCCUGACACGCUGCCUGCUGUUGCCACACUCCUCAUGGAUGUCAUGUUCUACUCCAACGGAGUGAAGGACCCCAUGGCUGCCGGUGACGACUGUGACCACAUCCGCUUCUUCUCCUUCUCCCUCAUCGAGGGCUACAUCUCCCUGGUGAUGGAUGUGCAGACCCAGCAGAGGUUUCCUAGUAACCUGCUGUUCACCAGCGCAUCCGGAGAGCUCUGGAAGAUGGUGCGGAUUGGAGGACAGCCCCUGGGCUUCGAUGAGUGUGGAAUUGUGGCCCAGAUCUCCGAGCCCUUGGCUGCUGCAGACAUCCCCGCCUACUACAUCAGUACUUUCAAGUUCGACCAUGCACUGGUACCAGAGGAGAACAUCCACGGCGUCAUCGGUGCCCUGAAGGUCAGUCAAGCAGAGAAGCAUUAGAAGGGCCUCUCCUGCGCCUCCCUGUGUGGGCCCAGCCCCCACCCCGAAGAUUGUUCUCGCAGUAUUUCUCCACAGACUGGAAAACCAGCCCCGGAGACCCCAAGGAAAGGUGUCUCUGGGAGACUCCCCCAAUUGCCAAGGCCUCCCCGUGCCCUCCUGCCUUCCUGGGGCCCCACACCCUUCCCCCACCCCUUCCCCCACCCCACCCCAGAGAAUGAUCCCUGAGGUCCAAGGAGCUUGUGAGCUGAUCCACCCUGUCAUGCAGCCUCGCCCACAGCCAGGGGCACAUGCCAGGGGAAGCUGGGUCCUCCCCCGAGACAUUGGUGGACCUCUUACAGUGGCGUCUUGGGGGGCUGGCAGUGCAGGGCUGAGUUUGUGGAGCCCGGGAAGGCCCCUGUGAGGGUGGAGGCUGAAUACUGUGGUUGCUGGUCUCUGUUUCCAUCAACUCAGGGCUGGUUCCCUCAGAGUGGAGGCCAGUGGGCCACCCUUGACUCAUGGUGGCUGCCAAGGCUCAGGCAGGAACAUGGGUGGGAUACCCAAGCUGGGGAGGACCUGAUCCCCCAGCACCUCGCCUGCCAACCACAGGGCCUGUGCCCUGACUCCCAGCAAGACUGCCAAGAGGGGUCCUGUCUAGACCCUCCCCACCACAAGUACUCGGUCCUGGGGUGAGGAGGGAGGUCCUCGCAGAAGACCCACCAGCCUGGAGCACCAGCUUCUGUCCACUCUGCUUUCCCUGGACCCUACACGGGCAGGCGGAGCCUCAGUUUCCCCCAGCGGGGGCAUCCCCAGCAUUCUGGGCCUGGGGUUUGUUAGGUGAUCCCCACCUCCCCAACAGUUGAUUAGACCAGCAUAGGACUCCCCGUCAUCCUCCUCCUGUCCCCUGCCCCCAACUUGCCUGCCUGCCCGCCCGCCCUACAGUCCGGGGCCAUGACAUUCAUGAGUACUUGACCUGGGAGGCAGCUUAACUGAGCCUUAAUAGAGAAAAUCAUACCUUGUUUUAGUUUUUUAUUUAACGUACUUGCGCCCAGGCUGCUGUUGGCAGUAGUUGCUGUUUUCAGGGCAUGGGGCCUGUGUGAGUUCUGUGGAGUUGGAGCUGUCACGGGGCCUGGGCCCUCUCUGCUGAGUGGGAAGCUGGGAGCAGAGGUCUGUUACAAGAUGUGGGAGCCUGUGGCGCCCCGCACAGGCUCCCAGCCAGCCGUGGUUCUGUCUGAGCAUGGGUAGAGGGAGGCCUAAGGGCCCUGGGUAGGAGGACAGCGGGUGGCAGCCUACAGAAAGUGGUCUUGUCCAGGGGGAGCGGGGUGAGCCCUGGUGCCCCUCCAGCUGGGAGCGCUUUCUGAGAAUGCAGGACCAAAAGGGCCCACCAUGGCUCUUCUGCUUGCUGAGGCUGUUUCUUGGGCAGCAGCUGAGUUGUGCCAUCUCCAAGAGGUCAGAGGAAAAGGGACAUUUCUCAUCCUGGUGAAGGGCUUAUGUGAGCCCUGUUCCCUGCUGCUCAAGCUGGGCAGGACCCUCUGAGCCCCAGAAGCCCACCAGAUGGAGAAUCUUCUAGAUCCUUGCAGAUGCUCAGGGGCCACUACACUGAUUAAAAACCCACUUUUUUUUUUUUUAAGUUAAUUCAUUUUGCACAAAACUCCAAAACAACCAAAACUUAUAGAUUGUUUGCUGGUCCCUAAAGGGAGGUGGCCGAGCGGACAGGGCAGGGGUCUAGGCCCUGAGUCCCCUUUCUGUCUUUGGAAGGCCUUGAUUUUUCUUCCCAUCAGUUUCCCCGAUCAUGUCAAUCCUGUGCCCUUCCUUCCUGCCGUGCAAGUGUGUCAGCCCCAAAACCCCGAUUCGUGUGAUCCCAAGACUCCCUAGGACCUAUCUAUUGUACACACAUAUAAAUACCUGUGUUUUAUGUUGAUAGAGGUAUAUACUGUAAAUAGCAUAUAUACUUGAGCAAUAUAUAUGUUAAUAUAUACUGUGUGCGCAGCCCGUGGGCACAGACCCCACUGUGCGUGCCUGUGGGCUGAGGGCCUCUGCCCCGUCGUGUCUGCCAUGCACACAGGCACGUUUUGAGCCACCAUAUAUUUUUAAUUCAAGUAUAUAGGCAAUACGAUUACUGGAGACGCCGAGUGGAUCCCUCAGACCUGACUUGAGAGAAAAUAAAACCAGCAUCCCAAGGGGUCUGCGACCUGGGACAGGUGUCGAGGGUCUCCUGAGGGGUGGUGGUGGUUCCGUUCCUGUUUCCACAGCCAAGGCCCCUCGACACCCUUGUCUUAUUUGGGCAGAUGUUGGUGCCGAGGGAGAUGGAGUCAGCAUUUCUUGCUUUUUACCAGAACGGCCCCUCCCUGGUGUUCUCACGCUGAAGACCUGGGCCAGCUGGAUGGGUCCCACUACCAGCUGUCUGUCCAGGGUCCCCUCUCUUUGGAUGGUGGUUUUUAUGCUGGCGACUUACCUGAUUUUUUGUUUGUUUGUUUGUUUUUUAACCUGCAAGCUUAGAAAUCUCAGGUUCUUUUCCCAGGUCUCUUCCUGGGGACUGGCCCCGUCCAACUGAGAAAAGCACGUAUGACCUUGAUGUUGUGUCUGUGGAGGGGAUGGGGCAAGGGCCCAACUCUGAGCUGAGGUUGUGUUUCCAGCCCCCUUGGUGGGAACUGCCCCUAGGGGCCCCACUUUUUGGCUACAGUGGGCUGCUUAUUUUUCCCAUUCCCACCCUCCUGCUUGUGUGAAGAAGCUUCUCUUGUGUUCUGUGUGUAGCAUAGUCAUGGUUUGGUCUCCACAGCUCUUAGAGGGGGAUAUGAGCAGUUUUCCUAAUGGCCAUCCCCGGCACGUGUCCUUUUCCCAUGCCCCCAGCCAUCUCCUGGUUUGCUGGGUGUGAGGGUCUCUCCAGACCUCACAGUCUCCCUGCCCAACCGUUCGGUGUCCAUACUGUGCCCCAGCCUCAGAGGCAGCCUGAGCAAUGUGUCCAGCUGGCAGCUGGGGUUCUCUUGGCUCUGGCUGAUGGGGCAGGUGGAGGGGAAGAAAGGUGGGCUCUUCACCCCACAGUCUCCAUCAACACAGGCAGGCAGGUGAGCAGGCGGGCAGAGCUGCCACUGGGCUGCAUGAGUGCAUCUUUGCCUCUGUGUGCCUCUCUGGUAAGAAAAGCUUCAUCUAAGCACCACCCUGCCCCCACCACUCACCCAUCCCUGUACCCACAGACUGAUAAGAGCCCAAGGAGGGGGGAUGCAGUGACCACCCUUCCCACCAGUAGUAAAGAUCUGCAUCUUUGGGGCCCAUCCCUUGGCAUGGGCUCCCUGGUUCCCAAGAAACUCCUUUCUCCCUCAGUCCUGCCCCAGCGAAGACAUAGACAUUACCAGUUCUGUACCCCCUUCCUCCAGAGCCCCCUGAGAGGCAAGGUGCUGCCCACACCACUGUCCUCAGCCCAGGACAUGCAUCUGAGCUGGAGACACCUGCAGCCCUGACCCCAGUGGCCUCCCCCCACCAAGAUUCAGGGGGGCCCAGAGCCUCCAAACCACCAGCAUUCUCCUCCUCCCACCUACCCUAGGCAGCAGGACGUGGUGGGGAGUGAAGGAGCCAGGUGACCCGGAGCUGCCCACCAUGGCCACCCCCAUCAGGUAGCAUGGCCGUGGAGACUGGUUUGGUGUCCAGCAGGAGGAAGAUUGGUUUAGUGGGGCUUUUCCCCUCUGAGGCAUCAGAGAAUGCUGCAGCAGUCAGGAGGGACGGGACACCAUUUGUCCAAUGAUCUUCAGAGAUGAUCCCCAGGCUCCCGGCCACAUCUCCCAGGCAGGCCUUUAGGGGUCCAAAAGUCACCCUGGGCCGUCUUUCUGAGCUUGUAGAUCUGGAUGUCAGGACAGUAGGACUCUUCCUAGCCCCAGCUACAAGAGGGGACUUUUGGGGAGCACUCCAGCCCUGCAACUGAGGAAUUUUUGAGGCCACUUCCUGAAUGAAACACGGGGGGUGGGAAGGAGGCUGGGGGACAACACCCUGCAACAUCCGUGCCCUCCAGGAGCAGGGGCCCCGGGAGCGGGGCCAGAAGCACUGGAUGGAGCAGUCAGCUUGAUGAACAGCCUGGGUGUGAGGAUGAGGUCAGUCUCCAAUAGUGAAAGGACACCAGCUAGAGACUGUGCUCAUGGCGAGUAGGCCUGGAGGGUCACAGCCACCAUGGCUGAUGGGUCAGUGCCACAGAGCUGCACGGGGCAGGUGUGGCCAAGUUGUCCUGGGGGCAGUUGAGCCUGCUGUGGCUGGAUAACUUUCCCUUCAUCUUGGAGCUCAUCCCAGCUUGCUUGCUUUCAUUUGCAAAUUAGAAGCAGCAAAAGGACAAGCCCAAUUGUCCCUGUGCCCCUUUCCACAGACUGUGGGAGGAGGAGGGGGGGUGGGCUGUGGCCCCAGCUUUGAUCUGCAGGCCCUCCUGUGAAGGCCGCUCUCCUUGGGAAGGUAAAGGUGGGAGCUGUUGGCUGGAGCAGUGGUGGGCUGAGGUUGUCCUUGGGCUGAUGGCACAGGAGUGGCCUGGAGUAGAGGCAGUGGCCUAGGCCACAGCAUGUGUGGCAGCCUGGUGGUGAGGAGUUUGUGGCUCUUGGUAGAAGGGGAGGGGAGGCUGUGAGAGUCAGAAGUGCUGGGCAGCCCCCUGCCCUGGGAGUCAGUACGCUGUUCUGUGCGUGUUUCUACAUACACAUGUAUGUGUGAGUGUGUGUGUGCACGCACAUGUGCAGAGCCCCGAUCCGAGCAAAGGGACUGGCUUAUUCAGUAUUUCGAGUCUUCAGUAGUGCAUGUUCAGGGGUGAUUGGGUGGUGGGUAGCGUACUUGAAUGCAAGCCCCAGCUCCAGGUUAGGAUCAGGUUGCCCUGGUAAGACAGCCUCUCCCCACUCAACUUGUUAAAACAACUCUGUGACACACAGAGGUGUCCCCAGCAGGGGUUCUGCACCUCAAAGGCCUGACAGCGCACACAGCCAGUCUGAAGGGGCUAGACCUGCCAUGUGGACUCCUCAAAAGCAUCCAGUCCUGAAGGCAGUAUUCACAGAGCAAGGUGGUGAGGGCUGGUGCCACUCACCCACUGAGGCUCAUCCUGGAAGAGCAUCCAGCAAAGUUGGGAGAACCUCAGAGGGAAUGAAAAGCAGGCCCAAUUCAAGUCCCAAGAUAGGCCAAGCCCAGUAUGUUUUCCUUUCCACUGCCUCAGUUUACCUAUGUUCAGAAAACGGUCCAGAAGGAGUUGAGCAGGGUUGGCUCCAAACCAGUAGGGGGCUACCAACGAAAGAAUUCCAAGCCCUUCUCUUGCGCUAUGCCAAACUCAUUUCCGUUAUCCUGAGACGGGGUGCGUGGAGGUGGGUGCACGUGGGUUCUGCAGGGCCUCUGCCCUGCUCAGAGCCUCAUCUUGGGGAAGGGCAGGGGCCUUGUGCCCACGGCCUGCUCUGGCUCCCACCUGUCAUGCCGUGUCUGGGUCACCAGCAGUAGCAGUGGCACGUCAUCAGUCCCAAGGUCUGGGUGAAGGGGAGAACUGGCAGCCCUACACCACCCCAGGGCCCUCACGCUUAUUUACUUUGUUGAAGAAACACAAAACUCUCGAGAUUCAUGUACUGUAUGAUGGAGAGAAAAAAGUACCUAAUGUCCCCCCCAAAAAGACAGUAUAUUUUGUACUUUGUAAAGUGUUAAUUAAAAUGAAGAAAAAACACAA
Cynocephalus volans (Philippine flying lemur) is the source of this 6920-nucleotide messenger RNA. RefSeq names its product cytosolic arginine sensor for mTORC1 subunit 2 (gene CASTOR2). Lineage: Eukaryota; Metazoa; Chordata; Mammalia; Dermoptera; Cynocephalidae. The record is from RefSeq and is a predicted model, not a curated record. Gene Ontology annotation, biological process: negative regulation of TORC1 signaling. Bases 290 to 1279 code for a protein of 329 amino acids. The transcript has 9 exons.